AUGAGUGCAAUCGCUGACAGCACCGAAGGCCCUGUCGAGCAGGUCAAGGUGCUGUUUGCCCUGUUCCCGGGCUACAACACGCUCGACGUGGCAGGUCCGCUCGAGGUUCUGAGUCGCUCCCUCCAGGACGCCAAGGACAAGUCCAGCAAGGCCUUCAACUGCCAAUUCGUCGGCACUGCAGCUGCCAUGACCUCCGUUCAGGGCCUCACCAUCAAGGCAGACAUGGACUAUGAGGACGCCAACAACGAGCUUGAGGACUUUGACGUUGUCAUCGUUCCCGGUGGUGAGGGUGUCUUUGAGGUCCUCAAGAACAAGUCUGAGCCUCUUGGACUCCUCACCAAGUACGUUGAGCUUCAAGAGAAGAGCCCCAGCAAAGAGCGUACCAUCCUUGCCAUCGACGUCGGUGCCCUACUUCUUGCUCAGCAAGGUAUGCUCGAAGGCCUUGCCGCUACAACCCACCCAGACUACUACGUCCGUCUCGAGACAAUCUGUCAAGACGCGGCUAGGCGAGACAUGUCCGAGCGUACGGACGUCAUGGAGGAGCGUUAUGUAGUCAACAACGCCCGCUUCGACUUGGGCGAGAACCCCGACGACAACCCGUACAUCAUCAAGAAGUCGCGUGAGCCACCAAGCGCUCCCGAGGGCACCAACACCGGACAUGCCCGUAGGAAGUCGAUUGCUCGCAAGGGAAGCAACGCCUGGCGUGACUCUCGUCGCCGCGAGUCUAUCGCUAGGCGUGCUUCCAUGCCUCUGGGCGUAUCGCCAAUGCCAAUCCAGUCUCUCAUAAGCUCACUUCGGCGGCGUAGCCGUCGCGCCUCGCCUUCUCCAGCUCAUCUGCAAGCAAAUACCCAAAAGAUCGAAUGGCGUCUUUUGGACGUCUUCUCACGCAUGUGGGAUCUGGGCUUCACUGCUUUCGGGGGCCCGCCCGUGCAUUUCCAGAUUUUGCAUCGGAGAUUCGUCGAGGGGUUGGGGUUCCAGGGUGGAAGUAAAUGGUUAGAUGAACAGACUUACCAAGAGCUCUUCGCAAUAUGUCAGGCUCUCCCCGGCCCGGCCUCAACUAAAAUGUGUUUCUGCAUCGCCCUCCUACAUGCAGGCAUCCUCUCCGCAGUCUUCGCCUUCCUUCUCUGGAGCCUUCCCGGCGCAAUCGGUAUGUAUGGGCUUUCCCUCGGCGUACAGAAGAUGCCGGAACGUCUCCCUCCCAUUGUAUACGCCCUGCUCUCCGGACUGAACGCCAGUACCGUUGGCAUCAUCGCACUAGCGGCCGUUCAAUUAUCUGAGAAGGCCAUCAAAGACCGUCUUACACGCAUUCUAGUGAUCUUUGGUGGCUGUGCGGGUCUGUGUUACAAUGCGCUAUGGUAUUUCCCUGUAUUAAUCGUCAUUGGUGGUCUUUCAACUGUGAUUUGGGAUGUUUGGCUGAGACAGCGUGUGGGUAAGAUAAAGGCUGCGUAUCUUGCUAAAAGGAGGAGAGCGAGGGACGAACAAGGUGAUGCAGAGGAGGUUCAGACUACAACACAGAGCAUCCCUAUUGAGCUUACUCGUCCGGAAGCUGUGAAGAGGAGACAGAGGGCGGGAAGCUCAACAGAUCGGAUUGUGCCUGAGCGAGAAGAGGCGGGAAGGAGUCAUGCUGGUGAACACCCAGUUGUUAAUGAUGUGGCUGCGAAGAAUGAUGCCGAGACCGUUGCACCUGUGGCGGAUGUCAAGACGCAUAACAUUUCUGUAAAGGUUGGCGUGUCACUAAUCGUGGGCUUCCUGAUCUCCUUCGUUGUCAUUAUGGUUGUCCGCGGUACGGUAUCCAGCGGCCGGUCAUUCAAUCUCUUCUCCAACAUGUAUCUCGCCGGCACCAUCAUCUUCGGUGGCGGCCCUGUAGUAAUUCCCCUCCUGCGCUCUUAUGUCGUAGACCCAGGCUGGGUUUCACCACGGGACUUCCUCCUUGGCUUGGCUAUUAUCCAAGCUUUCCCUGGCCCCAAUUUCAAUUUCGCAGUGUACCUCGGCGCUCUGAGCAUCGCUUCAGCACCCGGUUCUACGCCAACCAUUGUAGGCGCCAUUCUUGGUUUCAUCGGCAUCUUCUUCCCCGGCAUUGUGCUAGCAGUCGGCGUGCAGUCUAUUUGGCAGGUCAUGCGCACCAAAGCAUGGGUACUCAGUCUUUUGAGGGGCAUCAAUGCAACGGCUGUAGGACUAGUCUUCACGGCUGUUUACAGGCUUUGGGAGAUUGGUUACUUGACGCCAGAAAGCAGUAAUGGAAGGAGUUUGGCGGACGAGCCGUGGGCACUGAAAAUUUUGACAAUAUAUAUUGGCCUUGGAAAGCAAAACGCCAACAAAAGCAAUACGGUCUUAUGGGUAUGUGGUCACAGCACCCAUUCAGCUCUUACACCAACUAACAAACACCAGUCUAGUGGUAUGAUUCUCGCUUAG
This is a messenger RNA of Alternaria burnsii, 2412 nucleotides long. Its product is annotated as chromate ion transporter-like protein. Gene Ontology annotation, molecular function: chromate transmembrane transporter activity. The record is from RefSeq and is a predicted model, not a curated record. NCBI's taxonomy places the organism in Eukaryota, Fungi, Ascomycota, Dothideomycetes, Pleosporales, Pleosporaceae. Bases 1 to 2412 code for a protein of 803 amino acids. Gene Ontology annotation, biological process: chromate transport. The transcript is spliced from 9 exons.